CAAGCAAUCGAUCACUUUAAAAAUAUCCAAAUCAUUCUUGUUUAAAAUCACUAAACAGCUACCUACCCUACAUCACACCUUGCAGAUGUUCAACAUCUCUAUAAAAGUAAUACACGCUACGUACUAUAUAAUCACAAUCACGCCCGCCAAAGCUCCACAAAUUCCAAGCUUCAACCUCGCUCCUUAACCCUCAGGUCAAAUUCAAUCAAACUGCCAAUGGAGCAGCCCGCGCAUCCAUACUACCCUCUUGGUGUCUCCAUCUCCAACUACAUCCCAAAUGACCGUCCACUCAUCCACUCGCUUCCUGCCUUUGGAGCUCUCAUCGGCGCUGUGAUAGUUUCGGCCGUCUUCCUCUCCGGCUCCGGCACCCGGCGCCAUGUCCGGCCCAUUGAUCGGUUUGCGGCUUUAUGGUUUGCUCUGUGUGGCUUUUUGCAUGUAGCUUUUGAAGGAUACUACAUCUACCACCGUAACGACAUUUCCGGCAUGAACACCCUGUUCGCUCAGCUUUGGAAAGAGUACGCCCUCUCCGACUCACGCUACCUCACCUCCGACGUCUUCACCGUCUGCGUAGAAACUAUUACCGUUUUUGCAUGGGGCCCUCUCAGUCUCCUCACAGUCCUCUGUAUCCGCACCAACCAUCCGUCAAGACAUGUCUUCCAGGUCAUCGUCUGCGUCGCUCACCUCUAUGGAGUAGCCCUCUACUACGCCACCAACUGGGCCGAGCAACGUUUUCACAGCGUGUCCUACAGUCGACCUGAAUUUCUCUAUUUCUGGGUCUAUUAUGUCGGUUUCAACGCCCCGUGGGCCAUUGUCCCUUUCCUGCUACUGGCCGACAGCUACAGUCGAAUAGUGAAGGCAUUUCGAGCGCUGCAUGAAAAGGAAGCUCAGCAGAAGAGGGAGUGACGAGGUGCAAGUUGCUGCGCGUUCCUCUAGAGAUACAUGCUCCUGUGUAUAUGUAAUUUCUUACGUCCCUUUGAGUAGAUACUUUGUAUAUGUACGCCUUGGCAAUGCUUCAAGUACGAAGCACAUAGAAAGCGUCAUUUGUG
Molecule: messenger RNA, 1046 nt
Organism: Trichoderma asperellum CBS 433.97
Lineage: Eukaryota; Fungi; Ascomycota; Sordariomycetes; Hypocreales; Hypocreaceae
Biological process (GO): sterol biosynthetic process
Cellular component (GO): endoplasmic reticulum; membrane
Molecular function (GO): cholestenol delta-isomerase activity; steroid Delta-isomerase activity; C-8 sterol isomerase activity
Source: RefSeq, a predicted model, not a curated record